This is a messenger RNA of Camponotus floridanus (Florida carpenter ant), 864 nucleotides long. Its product is annotated as protein ALP1-like. The transcript has 3 exons. Lineage: Eukaryota; Metazoa; Arthropoda; Insecta; Hymenoptera; Formicidae. Bases 52 to 864 code for a protein of 270 amino acids. The record is from RefSeq and is a predicted model, not a curated record.
CCUGCAGAGCGAUUGUCUAUAACAUUGAGAUAUUUAGCAACUGGUGAUUCAAUGCAUUCGAUGUCAUUUCAUUAUCUCGCUGGAGUAUCAACAAUAAGCCAUGUUAUAGGUGAGACAUGUGAUGCUAUAUGGAACUCUAUUCGUCAAGAAAUUAUGCCAUCAUCAAAAACUACAGAGGAAUGGUUAUAUCUUGCUAAAGAAUUUCAAGAGAAAUGGGAUUUCAAUCACUGUAUAGGAGCAAUUGAUGGUAAACAUGUUGUUAUUGAGUGUCCACCUAACGCAGGCUCGUCCUAUUAUAACUAUAAAAACAGUCAUAGUAUUGUGCUUCUCGGAAUCUGUGACGCGCAAUAUAUGUUCACAUUUGUCGAUAUUGGAGCCUAUGGUCGCCGCAGUGAUGGUGGUAUUUUUAAAGAUUCAAAGAUGGGUUUAAAAUUCAAUUCAAAGGAAAUGAAUGUACCUGCACCAGAACCUUUCAGCCCAGGUGGACCAUCUUUGCCAUAUGUUCUGGUGGGCGAUGAAGCCUUUCAAUUGACAGAUUAUUUGAUGCGGCCUUAUCCAGGAAAAGGCGGUUUAAACGACGAGCGAAAUAUUUAUAAUUAUCGAUUGAGUCGAGCCAGGAGAACAAUUGAAAAUACGUUUGGUAUCCUAGUCAGCCAAUGGAGAAUUUUGAAACGACCAAUCAAUUGUAGCAUGGAAAAAACAAUUUCAAUUGUGAAAGCUAUGGUAUGCCUUCAUAAUUGGAUUCGUCGGAGAGAUAUUGAUGAUGGAGAAAAUCAAUAUGUUACUCCAACACUAAUUGAUCAGGAAGAUGAUGACAACUUUGUUCCAGGCUCUUGGAGAGGUUGCAUAGAUAAUAGUGUAUAG